This is a messenger RNA of Macrosteles quadrilineatus (aster leafhopper), 2424 nucleotides long. RefSeq lists its product as uncharacterized. NCBI's taxonomy places the organism in Eukaryota, Metazoa, Arthropoda, Insecta, Hemiptera, Cicadellidae. Gene Ontology annotation, cellular component: lysosomal membrane; plasma membrane. The coding region runs from base 207 to 692 and encodes 161 amino acids. Gene Ontology annotation, biological process: heme transport. Gene Ontology annotation, molecular function: heme transmembrane transporter activity; heme binding. The record is from RefSeq and is a predicted model, not a curated record. The transcript has 3 exons.
AGUAUCUUUUAUUUGGUUGGAUUUAGAAUAGGCCUAAUAGCCUAAAUUUUUAAUCUGUUGUUCAGUUCAUCAGUGUCAGUGAUUCUUUUUCAUUGAAACAGAUCCCUAACAUUUUGUGCUGUGAACUAUAUUGUUCAUUUGACCACAAUAUUGAGAGCUAUUGCUUGCUAGCCAAUUCACUAAGUUAGGCUGCUCAAAAUCUCAUAAUGGGAAGUUGUAAAAUAAUUUUAGGCCUUGUAUUCAGUGGAAUAGGAGUGUGUGUCAGUUUCUCAACAUUCUACUUUUUCUUGGCAGCAAACUAUCAUGCCGCCGUGUGGGCAUUGAUAUCAGGCAUACUAGCUGCUAUCGAUUUCCACCUGCUGUUCUUGCAUUUCCGAAGAAGUUUGAGCUCAUGGCAUUCCACUUCAACCAUGAAAGAUUUUGAAAUCCUGGCUGUGCUUAGUUUAUUGGCUGGAUUGGGUGCUGGAGCAUGGUACCUUUUUCUCUUUUUCUACUACCAACUUCCUGUCUUGCCGAUCUCUGACAGUUAUCCCAUAGCGUCAGUGUGGGCAUUCAUGACGGCCAAGUGGGGGCUCGGCUUGUUCAUCACUGUGCGCCACUUACUUCACGAGCUACAGACCAGCUACCCCUCUUUGCUGUCUUCACCCUCUUACAUCCGGAACCGACCUUACUACCACAGACUUGGUAUGUAAAAACAUUCAUGAAUUGUAAAAGACUUCUAGUCCCAUCGAGCAUAAUGAGACUGCAUUAGUUUAUUUAAAUGUAUAUUUAUUUCGCUCCACUGUCACUCCUACUUUCCAUGGCGUACUAUGCUAGCUUGAAAAAGUUGGCACAUAAAUAUUUAUUUUUACAUAUUUUAUAGGAUGUAUUUUUGUAAGUCAACAAACCUAUCCUCUCUUUAAGUCUUUCCAUGCACAGGUGUAAUUGUUAGUGUAGCCUACACCAGGAUCUAAUUUCUCUAAACAACCUGUUGAUGAGAAAUGGUUGCUCUGUAAUAUUAACCAGGGUGUGCAGUGCAGCCAACCAAUAGCAUAAUGUACCAAAAACAAUAUACUGUAUGGCUGGUAAUACUGCAUAUAUACAGUUUUAUUGCAUUUAUGGCUGAUCCGAACAAUUUAGUAACUGAACAGGGUUCGGUCCCUAGUGGGACUUUGAUGUACUAUUAGACUUAAACUUGUAAAAUUCAUGCUAGAAAUAAUUCUUUUACAACCAUCACACACCUAGCACCCAUACAGUUGUUCCAAAUUUGUUGUAUUGACAUACUUAUUUUGAUAACAAUAUAAAAGACCACACAGGCUUAAUACUUAGGUACUCAUUUUCUCACUUUUAUAGCAGUUGCGUACAUGUGUAUUCCACAUAGCUUAACGAUGUAGGCCUACUGAUGUGAAAUAUUGAAUAAACCAACCUUCUGGAAUGAUUUUUGUAGUAUUGUUUCAAAAUUUUAAACCAAUUGGUGAUAAAAGUGAGGAUUUUUUAACUUUGUCGAUAAGCUUCAUAUUUUCAACUUUUGCAUGGUGAAGUCUACAUGACUGUCAUGGAUAGAGAUACCAGUGUGGCAAUGUCGAUUUAAAUUAGGUUAGGUUAUUUUGUAUUUUUGGAGUGCUAUCUAGCUUGGCAGUGGUGCUAGAAGUCUCAUUCUGACUAAUCUAAAUUUGUAGUUACCCGCAAUAUUAUUCUGUUAUUGUAACUAAUAAAAUAAGAUAUAAAGCUGAUUCUGUGAUAUUCCCAUUUAACCCCAGAGUUAGCUUGCUUUUGUUUAUAAAUGUGUUUGGCUGUAUUGUAUCAGCAAUUUUACUUUAUGCAAUAAGUUUUAACUGUGAAAGAAAAGAGCUAAAGCUUGGAGUUGUUCUUCCUCCUUUUAAAGUUUAUUUUGAAUGUUAGAUAACUGUGUCAUAUUCACUUAAAAUGCCCUGGACAGUUAUUGCUUUGGGCUAUGACAGUAAAUUGUAUAAUCCUCCGUAUACUGUUGCAUUUUUUCUUUCAUUUCCAAACUUUAUCUUGAUAUAGGCAUAUCUUCAGAGUAGAUACACAAUUUGAAGUCAAAUUGAAUUUUAUCCGUUAUUACAAAUCUCCUUACGUUAGCUCUCUUCAUAAUUAUUUUGUGAUUCUUUUAGAACAUGUAUGUGAAUUAAUAGGCUUUAUGUAAUAUAUUCAUGGUGCUGAAUUCAAAGUGAUAGAGACUGGUUUUCUCAGUAUGUGUGAUACAUUCCUUCAACAUUUAACCAUAACUUUUUUAAUUUUAGUUGAAAUUAUGAACAAAUUAAAUAGCUUUAUUUUUUAAGAGCAGUAUUUGAAAAUAUGUUAGCUUUCACAGUUCCCAAAUUUUGUUUGUUUAAACUAGAGAAAUAUUGGAGUAACAUUGAUUGCAUUUUGUACUUUAUAGUGCCUUGUGUUGUAAUAAAACAUUUUUGUACUGAAAGGAAA